This is a messenger RNA of Dibothriocephalus latus, 447 nucleotides long. The record is from the annotation of a GenBank genome assembly. Lineage: Eukaryota; Metazoa; Platyhelminthes; Cestoda; Diphyllobothriidea; Diphyllobothriidae.
AUGGGACAGCUGACAAGAGCCCUUCUGCAGCCCCAGAAUGUCUACCUGGUGGAUUGCGGUGGUGAGCUGUACGUGUGGAUGGGCAAGAAGUCGGCCAAGUUCUUGCGCUACGCUGGGUUCAAGCUAGCCCAGGAGCUGAUGGACAUGAUGCCGAGGGGCUUCUACGGUGGUGCCGAGUCCUCGCUCAUCGCCGAACUUGUUGCCAACGCCUCAACUGCCCCCAAGCGCCCUGCACCCCUGCUUUGUCCAGAGGGCGCCGAAAGCCAGGUGGGUGGUCAUGCUCUCCUCCCUUUUUUUCCUAAAAGCAAACGAGAAUUCGACAGUGUGCGUACAACAGCUGUGCUUGGCCUUGGGUGCAGACAACAGGAUAUGUGCGCCCCACUUUUGUGUCAAAAUUUAUUCAUCUUGCAGUAUAAAUAUAGUUCCUAUGUCAUCCAUGAAUGGUGA